UAGUGCCUGUCGGCUCAUUGAAGUGAAACAUUUGAUCAAAUCGUUAAUGUAACACAAUGCAUUUCCUUCAAAUAAUGGUUUUAAUUUCAGGUACUCUUCAGUUGUUGGCAUGCACUUUGUUGCUUAUGCAACCAACAAUGGCGGCACUGCGGAUUUUAGCUGUGGAGCCGCACCCGGGGAAAAGUCAUUGGAACUUUAUGAACGGAUUUUUACGCUCGCUCACCGACGUCGGUCACGAAGUGACGGCUUUCACUUGGUUUGCCGAAGAAACCCGAGAAAACUACACGGAAAUCUUGUUGGAGGGACCAUCUCGAUUAAACAUGCACGUGAGCAAGUUUAUGGAACUGAGAUCUCUAGCCGCUUUCAUGAAAUUCACCGUGACUUCGAACAGGGAAAAUUGCGAUUACAUAUUUGCACAUUCGAAAAUGAAGACUAUCUUAGCAGACAUGUCCGGUGAAUUCGAUGUCCUCGUCGUCGAAUCUAUAGGUUCCGAGUGUUUGUCGUACUUGGCUCACCGCCUCCAUUUGCCUCUAAUCUAUCUGUUUCCAUCGGUUAUGCCGUAUCACAUGGAAUCGUUGUUUCUGGGCGAGGAAUCCAAUCCUGCAUACGUGUCAAAUUUUAUGGCGUCCUUCGUCUACCCAAAGUCGUUCCCCGAACGCUUAAGCAACUUUCUGACCUACAAGUACGGCAAGUUUUUAUUGUGGUACACCGAAACGCUGUCGGCCAAGACCAACCCUAAAACGUAUGACUCUGUCGAACCGGUUAAACCCUCUGUGGUGUUUGUCAAUAGUCAUUUAGUCAUCGAACCGGCCAAACCAACGUUACCGACUGUCAUAAACAUUGGCGGUAUUCAUCUACGCGAACCGAGAGCAAUACCAAAUGACAUACGGGACUUUAUUGAAAACUCACCAAACGGAGUGGUUUACUUCUCGUUUGGAUCAAUAACGGCUAUGUCAUCAUUACCGGAGCACGUUCAAAAAUCAUUUAAAUUAGCUCUAGGGCGACUCCCGCAAAGGAUACUGUGGAAAUUCGAAACAGAAAUGGAAGAUAAACCGGAAAACGUAAUGACAAGAAAAUGGUUUCCCCAGCGCGAUAUUCUUUUACAUCCAAAUGUCAAGCUGUACAUCGGUCACGGAGGUAUGUCUGGUGUGUACGAAGCUGUCGAUGCCGGUGUGCCUAUGUUAGGAUUUCCUAUUGUCUCUGAUCAACCUCGGAAUAUAGCUAGUCUCGUGGACGCUGGAAUGGCCAUUACACUUGAUCUGAUGAGUGUCACCGAAACGCUGAUUUUUGAUUCUGCCGACAAAUUAAUCAACGAUAAAAAGUAUUUAUCAAACGCUAAAUCGGUUGCCAAACGUUUUAAAGAUCGUCCAAUGUCGCCUGCACAAGCCGCCACUUAUUGGACGGAAUACGUAGUACGACACAACGGUGCGCAACAUCUAAAAUCAAAAGCUUUUAAUCUUACAUGGUACGAAUAUUAUCUUCUAGAUGUACUCUCUGCGAUACUCAUCUCGUUUUCGACCAUUGGAUAUAUUAUUUAUACAUUGUUAAAUGUCUUAUGCCGACGAUUUUUAUUUAAAUUAAAGUCGAAAACGGAAUAAGUGUUGUUUGUACUAUUCGAAAUCACACUAAACAACUCCGUUGAAAAUUUAAUAUUUGUCAUUUAACUAAAUUGUUCUUUUUGUUAUGUUUCGCGUUUUGUUAUGAAUAACAUACAAAUUUGGGUCGUGUUUGCAUUAUUCUCAUUUCUACUAUUUUCGAAAAUUUUAAAAAAAAUUACUACAAAAUACAAGUUCUAAAGAGCUUAACGGCUUAAGGUAAACAUAUUCGAAUAGGUUCCAAAUUUGUAUGGAAUAUGUUUUAGCUUCGAGGCAUAGAACUACAUUAGACAUACACUACUACUAUCAUAAAUAAUGUAAUAUAUUAUUAUGUACCGUGAUACACAUAAAAAAAACAACCAAAAACCCUUCCCCCCUUCUCCGAAGAGUUGUAUUGUAUUUUUUAUUCCGCUUUUUUAAGUGUACUUUUAGGGCUUUAAGUAUAAAAAUUAUAUUGGAGGUAGAUCUAGAAUGGAGUUUUAACAUGCACAGUUUUCUCAAAAAGCUGUAAUCAAACUUUUAUUUUAUUAAGAAAAACCAAAAAAGGGGGGGGGGCAUUACACGUUGGUCGCUUAACUAAAUUAACAGUCAAAAGAAUUCCUACAAAUACAUCUUCUUUUUUUAGAAAAUUAUAAUUUUAUACAUAAAUUUAUAAAUAUAUCUGCAUAUUAUAUAUAUAUAUAUAUAAUAUAAGGUGAUCCACUUAUCGUGAACCACUCAAUAUCUCAUUGGAUUUAAUAAGAAAUUA
This is a messenger RNA of Adelges cooleyi (spruce gall adelgid), 2343 nucleotides long. RefSeq names its product UDP-glucosyltransferase 2-like. The record is from RefSeq and is a predicted model, not a curated record. The coding region runs from base 57 to 1598 and encodes 513 amino acids. Lineage: Eukaryota; Metazoa; Arthropoda; Insecta; Hemiptera; Adelgidae. The transcript is spliced from 4 exons. Gene Ontology annotation, molecular function: UDP-glycosyltransferase activity.